Molecule: messenger RNA, 1957 nt
Organism: Haliotis rubra (blacklip abalone)
Lineage: Eukaryota; Metazoa; Mollusca; Gastropoda; Lepetellida; Haliotidae
Product: melatonin receptor type 1A-like
Exons: 2
Coding region: 316-1674 (452 amino acids)
Biological process (GO): G protein-coupled receptor signaling pathway
Cellular component (GO): membrane
Molecular function (GO): G protein-coupled receptor activity
Source: RefSeq, a predicted model, not a curated record
UUAUGCUCUGAUCAAUAGCCGCUGUUGUGUCGGGAAGGCAGAUGAAGGCUCCAACUUUUCAUCAGGGAACUGGUCGAUCCCAACUGGCAUUUCACCAUGGCCUAUACCGGAUCCACUCACACAACUAACGUGCUGGGCGAAUAUCCCCGACUCCAGCAGCCGUGCAGCUAGGGAUGAGUGACAGGGACGUCUUCCGAGACCCCAGUAGCUCCCGCAGACUGAAGGCGCCAAGAAGUUGCACAUGGUAUGGUCUGCUUCAGGGAGUCGAUGGAGUCUUGGUGGAUGGAGUAACAGCAGCCGCCGGCGUUGACAGAGAUGCCAAGUGUCGGUAACAUCACAUACAGGGACAUCAGCAACGACGUCAACAUCCUCCUUGCCGUCUUGGCGUCCACGUUGUCUGUGACGGCUGUCAUUCUCAACAGUCUCCUUAUCUACGUCAUCUGCCGAGCCAAAUACCUACACACCUGCACCAACAUCUUCCUGGUGUCGCUGUCGGUUGCCGAACUUCUUGUGGCAGUGUUUGCUAUCCCGUCGGCGGCCGUCGCCCGGAUACACCACUCCUGGGCCUUCUCCAACACCUUCUGCACAGUGUCAGGCUUCCUCUACAACGUCGGUCGGAACGGCGCCGCCUACAGCCUUGUGAUGGUGUGUGUGGACCGAUGUGUAGCAGUUUCAACGCCCCUGAAAUACAGCAACAUCAUCACAUCACGGACAGUCCUUAUGUUGAUGAUAUUCGGAUGGAGCCAGAGCACUCUUAUUGCCCUCGUACCGUUCUUUGGGAAAGGCUUGUACACUUUUGUUGGAAAGUUUUCUUUGUGCAUGUUGCUAGGAGAUAGCCAUUCAUCCCAUAUGCUUUUCAAGGAAUUAUUUGGAUGUCUUUUACCAGCAUUUGUGAUAAUUGUUAUGCUUGCCAAAAUAGUUAAAGAGGCGAGCUCCCACCAUCGAGUAUUUGCUAUGUUACCUUUGCCUGGUUCGUCAUUAAGGCCCGCCCACUAUGGCCGAAACACACUGAAGGCUAUGAGAGCCUUGUUUACCAUUAUCCUUGCCUAUGCAGCUUUCUGUAUCCCUUUAUCAAUUGUUAAGAUCGUUGACCAAACCUGCUGUUCGCAUUUACCGGAAGCGCUGGUGACGUCAUUUGUCUGGUUGUCCUUCCUGUGCUGUGUUAUUAAUCCUGUCGUCAUAGCAACCAUGAACAAGAAAUUCAAACAGUCAUUUAUGUCACUAGUGUGCUCAUGUAUGAAACCUCCGCGAACUCACGACAAGGAGCGUUUCACUAUUACUUCUGGUCUGCACACGGUACUAGACGCCUCGCUGGUCAGCAACAUCAUACACAAGCCGGACACUUUCAGACAACACACGCUUUCAAAACUCUCGCAAAAACAGGAAGGCUUACAUUUGUCGGUAACCAGAGAGACAGUUUGGCGGAGAACACAAUUAUCGCAGGGAUCAGUACUAGUCGGGACCUCGACGGUGUGUCCUGAUCCCGGACCGUCGACACGAUCUCCACUUCCUCGGAUCUCAACAGUGCCGUCUCUUCCUCUGACCUCGACAGGAUGUCUUAAUCCCAGAAUAUCGAUGGAGGAUCCCAUACCCGAGAAAUCGACUGGGUGUCCUCUUCCGUCAACUGUGGGCAGUGUUCCUGGGUCGCCCACGGAGACGAAAUCUAUCAACUAAUUCAGGGAUUUUGUUAUUUCCAUUUAUUAUGUAGAUACCAUUUUAAAAAUAUUUUUAUGAGAAUUUGUUGAAUUGUUUCAAAAUAAAAAAUGAAAACAACUGUAUCACGGCAGAACAGCGGAGUUAAUAUUUCCUACCAUUGGUCCAUGGUCCCCGAGUGCCAUCCAACCACCUGUAGCACAUUCUGGGACACAGCUGUAUUUGUGCUCAUUAAAGUAACAUUCAAAUAUCAGACCACGUUUUUUUCCUAUUUUAAUCAUUUUAAAUAUGUUUUCUGUGCCCU